Messenger RNA from Eucalyptus grandis, 8130 nucleotides. Its product is annotated as COP1-interactive protein 1. The record is from RefSeq and is a predicted model, not a curated record. The transcript has 11 exons. Lineage: Eukaryota; Viridiplantae; Streptophyta; Magnoliopsida; Myrtales; Myrtaceae. The coding region runs from base 1150 to 7740 and encodes 2196 amino acids.
AACCUCAAGCGCUCCGAAAGCUGAUGUCUCACCUCAAAAUCCCACCAUACUGCAUUAGCCAACAAGGCUAACCGCCAUUAGCAAUUUUGCUGUAAAUGAGGUUUGUCCUGUGGGCUCGCUCGCUCGCUCGCUCACUCUACCCGCAAGACACGAAAUCUUAUACCGCCUUCCCCUGAAAUCUCUCUGUCUCUGUCUCUUGUCUCCCCUGUUUCCAAGAAGGACCCUUGGUUUCAAAGAUUCCUUCUUUGCUCUUUCUUUCAACUUAAGCAGCUCCAGAUCCAGCAACCUACCCCCCAUUUUCUUUUCUUUUCUUUCUUUUCUUUUUUUUUUAACCUCUUCCUUCCCCUGUUCCUCUUUCCAACCACAUUAAUUUCCUUUAAUUUAUUCUUAGUGGUUAAACAGAGUUGCCGAAUUUAAUUUAAUCUUUUUUUUUUUUUUGGGUCGAUCCGGGCUUCUUACAGUGUUCAACUAGAAUGCUCUGUUCACCCUCCCCAGCUCACAGACAAUUCCGCUGUCAAAUCCGGUGAAUUUCUUUUUCCCUCCUCCCUCUCCCCAUUUUUGGCGUCUUCUUUGCGUAGGCGUGAGAGUUGGGCGUCUAAUUAUUGCAGGUUUUUUUUCUUUCAAACUUCGCUUUUUCUCUUUCUGGGUUCCCGUGGAUUUCUUUGCAGAGGGAUUAGGAAGAAAAAGGGAAAAAGGGAAAACAGCUUCCGACCUCCAUUUCAUCUUCUCCCUCCUCGUGCACUUUCAUCUGGGUUCCGUUUUUUCUUUGCUGCAUUGGGUUGGAAACAGAAGGUCUUUUCAUUUAAAAUUUAUCUUUGCUUUUCCCUUCUCUGCUCUGUGUCAGACUCUUGGGUUGUAGUGCGCUGCGGAGUUAAAAGAGCAUUCCUUUCUUGAACCUCUCGGUUUAUCGAACCUUUUUUAUUAGUGGGUCUGGCUUGUCGUCUUCGGAGGUGGAAAAUCUAAGUUAAAGCUGAGCUUCGGGCUAUACUAUUCGGAUCCGAUAAUCUUAUGCUUGAGCAUUGGGCGAUUAUAAUAUAAAUCCAUGCUUUUUUGGCGCUCGGUGUAAAGAUCUUGGCCUCCCCAUUCAAGGCAGGAGACAAAAGCUGGACCUUAAUAUCUUGUUGCCAAUGAUUGAUUGAUCAUUCAGUGAUGUCAAGGAUCUCCAAGUGGAAGCCUGAGAAGACAAAAACGAAAGUGGUCUUUAGGCUACAAUUUCAUGCCACACAUAUUCCUCAAACUGGAUGGGACAAAUUGUUUAUAUCAUUCAUUCCAGCUGAUUCUGGAAAGGCAACAGCUAAGACGACAAAGGCUAAUGUGAGAAAUGGCACCUGCAAAUGGGCAGAUCCCAUCUACGAAACUACGAGGCUUCUUCAAGACAUUAGAACCAAACAAUACGAUGAAAAGUCAUACAAACUUGUUGUGGCAAUGGGUUCUUCGAGGUCUAGCCUCCUUGGUGAAGCCACGAUCAAUCUUUCUGAUUAUGCUGAUGCUCUAAAGCCUUCUUCUGUUGCGCUGUCUCUUCGGGGAUGUGACUCUGGAGCUAUAUUACAUGUUACGGUACAGCUGCUUACUUCUAAAACUGGUUUCAGAGAGUUUGAACAGCAAAGGGAACUCAGAGAGGGGGGCCUGGUGACUACUUCUGACCAAAAUGGUCGAAGUGAAUCUGUUAGUGGAAGACUGCCAUCAUCUGAAGAUGUUGUUGGUGACCAUACGGACUAUGCAAGUGUCAGAUUCAAACAUGGAUCUAGAGAGCAUCCGUCAAAUGAAGAAGAGAUGGUUCUGAAUGAAGAGCAUGUGGAUUCGCCCAUUGGAUUAGAUGGUUCUUCAAAUACCUCAGAAUCUUUAUAUGCAGAGAAACAUGAUACGUCAAGUGCACAUGAAAUAGACAGCAUCAAGAGUACCGUGUCUGGUGAUUUGGGUGGGCUUUCCCUUAGUCAAAGCCCUCGGCCGGGAAAAACAGGCCCUUCAGAUCAGAGGCAUGUUGGGACCAGUGACUGGGUUCAUGGCUGGGGUUCAGAUUAUUCUGCAGAUAAUGACUUGGCAAUUACAUAUGAGGAAAAUAAUCGACUUAGAGGAAGCCUGGAAGCAGCGGAGUCAUCUCUUCACGAGCUGAAAUCAGAGGUAAGCUCUUUACAAAGUCAUGCUGACAAUUUAGGCGCUGAAGCACAGAAAUUUGCGCAGCAGCUCGCUGCUGAGAUGGCUUCUGGAGAAAAUCUGGCACGAGAGGUGGCUGUGCUGAAAUCUGAAUGUUCAAACUUCAAAGCUCAAAUUGAGAUGCUGAAGAUCGAUAAAUUAAGCUCACCUUAUGUUGGAAAAGACAUGGUUGGAUUGGACCAGGAUCAAGAUCUAAAGCUAAGAUGCUUUAGGGGACUUCUUCUUAUGGAGGAUAAGAUCAGAGAGCUUCAGAACAAGACGUGCUUUGGACUUAAUGACAGGGACUUCAGAUUUCUGGGAGCUGACUUGGAGGCCUUGCUUGUUAUGUUGCAGGAUCUCAAGCAAGGAACCGGACAGGCUGUUUCUAGAAUCAGCUUUGCAGCCCCAGAAGGAGGUGCCCUAAAGCAGGUAGGAGAUUCAAGUAUAAAUGAGAGCAAGAAACUUGUUUCCCCGGUUGAGUUCGGUACAGACUUGUAUCAACCUGAAAGCAUGCUUCAUCAUCUUAGUGUAUCGGGCCUGUCUCAUGACCCCAGUCCUGCUGAUGUUACUGAUCCAAUGAAAGACAGAAUAGUUGAACUUCUAAGAGAGCUGGAUGAGUCAAAAGCUGAAAGGGAGAGCCUCACUCGUAAGAUGGACCAGAUGGAAUGUUAUUACGAAGCUCUCGUUCAAGAGCUUGAGGGAAAUCAGAGGCAUAUGCUGGGAGAACUGCAGAAUCUUAGAAAUGAGCAUACUGCUUGCAUAUAUGCUGUUUCUACAGCUAAUGCAGAAAUGGAUAGAAUGCGCCAGGAUAUGAAUGAACAGCUGCUAAGAUUUACAGAGGAGAAGCGUGAGUUAGAUUUACUUAAUAAAGAGCUCGAGAGAAGAGCUGCCACUGCAGAGGCUGCUCUCAAAAGGGCACGGUUAAAUUAUUCAAUUGCGGUCAACCAAUUGCAGAAGGAUCUUGAGCUGCUCUCUGGGCAGGUUUCAUCCAUGUAUGAAGCUAAUGAGAAUCUCAUCAAGAAAGCAUUCGAAGAUUCCACACCACAAAGCUUUCAAGGAGCGACUGAACAUUUGCAAAAUCAGAAGCUGGACCCAGGGGAUGUUCAUGCAAACAAGCUUUUGCAACGUCAGAAUAUGCCUAAAGUGCAAAAAAAACAAGAAGUGUGUGGAGAUAUCCUUCUAGACGACUUAAGAAGAUCCUUGAAUUUGCAGGAAGAGUUAUACCAGAAGGUUGAAGAGGAAGUGUGUGAUGCAAAUUUUGAGAUAAUCUUUUUGGAUGUGUUUUCCAAGACUUUGCGAGAAACUUUGCGUGAAGCAAGUAGUGAUAUUACAGUAACAAAGAACAGGGUAGAUUACCUCACGAGGCAGCUGGAGCUGGUGACAGAAUCCAAAGAUGUACUGACAUGUAAGCUGGAAAGCGCUAUGAAUGAGGUUCAGUCCCUAAGUGAUUGCAAGGAAGCUUUCUCUCUAAAGUACAACGGAAUGACUAUCCAGAAUCAAAUGUUGGAAUCAAAUUUACGGACCAUAACCUCUGAAAACCAUUUCCUUGAACAGAAAAUUAAGGAGUUGGAGUCUUUGAUGACUGAAUAUAGAAGUUACAGACACAAAUUUGAGACCAGUGAUGUGGAGAGAAUUGAAUUGGCAGAUCAACUGAGAAAGGAAGUCAAGGAUUCUGCGAUACUUAGAAGCGAAAAUGCUGCUCUACAGGGAGAGUUGCAAACUCUUAAACAGAAAAUUGAGGAGGUGGCAUCUGCAAAGGAUCAUCUGCAGAACAUUGUCCACUAUUUGCAAGACAAAUUGCAUAGUAUGUUAAUGUGUCAUGAGGAGAACUUUGAUGGGGAAUUGCUGCUUAGAGAAUCAGACCACCAGGACACUGAAUCGGGGUACCUAACCAAUAUUGUGUCAAAAUUGGCGGACAUUCAGCAGAGUGCACGUGAUAAAUAUUUACAAGUCGUGGAAGAGAGGAAAGCUUUAGAAAAGGAAAAAGAUCUAGCAGUAGCUUCCUUAAGCACAUCUGAAUCUAAUAUUUUCUCUGUGAAAGAGAAAUUUGGGCAUGACUUACGUGUUAUGCUAGAUAAACUAAGCACGUCAAACUCAUUGGUACAGAAGCUGCAAGUAGAAGUUGAGGCUCUUGCUAACAGACUUGGCUCGAGCUCAGAAGCAGAAGAAAGACAUGAACAGGGGCAGAAAGAAGCACUUGCUGAUCUUUGCCGCUUGGAACUUGAGCUGGAACAGCUCAUAUCAAGGAAUGAAGAUUUUUCUCAGAAAUUCCUGGCUUUAGAAAGCAUAAGUGAGGAACUCGGACAGAGUAAGUUGAUUAUAGCAGAAUGUACCGAGGAAAAUCAUGCUUUGAUGGCAUCUCUACAGAGCAAAACUGAAACAUCUUCUCAGCUAGAAUUGGAGGUUUCUGAAUUGAGAGAAAACUUGAAAUCUCAGAAGACUGAGUUGCAUAAUCAGAGAAGCUACAUAGAAAAAUUAGAGAUGAGUAUAUCUGAUCUUACCUCCGAAUUGAAUGAGAAGCACUGCCAGUUGCUUAGUCUUGAUGAACAGAGAGUUGAACUGCUCCACCUGAGGCAAUUGGUAUCAAAUUUAGAGCUGGAGAAUGCAAGGGUUUCUGAUCUUCUCUUGCGUAGUGAAGAAUGUCUAAAAGUUUCCCGUGAAGAAUCUUCUUCUGUUGCUGAAUUGGAAAAUCAGUUAUUUGAAAUGCAUGAAUUCUUGAUAUCUGCAGAUAUUCAGAAAGUUCUCACUAGAGUUCAUUAUGAGACAGGAAUUCAAGAUUUUGUCCAGCAGCUUCAGUUCUCAGAUAGGCACCUUGAGAUGUUACAGCAGAAGAAUCUUGACCUUGAAUCGAGACUCAGUUGCUGUCUUGCAAAUGAGGCACAUCAUGUUGAAGAAAGUAAGAAGUUGUCGACACGUCUUGAGUCCCUGAGAUCUGAUUUAGAAGCCUCAAUUGCUCAAAACGGAGAAUUGCAUGAUGUUAAUAAUGUUCUGACAACUGAGCUCGAGGAGCACGGGAAGAAAAAUGAGAUUUUGUCGACACAUCUUGAGUCCCUGAGAUCUGAUUUAGAAGCCUCAAUUGCUCAAAACAGAGAAUUGCAUGAUGUUAAUAAUGUUCUGAUGACUGAGCUUGAGGAGCACAGGAAGAGAAACAGGAUGUUGGAUGCUAGUAUUUGCGAGGAAAGGAGGAAGCAUGCUGAAAGUCUUGAGUCCUUGGAAUCUGAUUUAGAUGCUUCGAUUGCUCAAAACAGAUUACUCCAUGAUACUCAUAAUGUUCUGAAGGCUGAGAUUGAAGAACACAGACAAAGAAGUGAAUCUUGGGAAGCCACUAUUUGCGAGGAAAGGAGGGAGCAUGCUGAUAGUAUCGAGUCCCUGAGAUCUGAUCUGGAAGCAUGCAUUGCUGAAAAUAGAGUGCUUCGUGAUACUAAUGGCAUUCUGAAGGCUGAGCUUGAGGAACACAGGAAUACAACUGCAAUGUUGGAUGCUGGUUUGUGUGAGGAAAGGAGCAAGCAUGCUGAAAGUCUUGAGUCCCUAAAAUCUGAUUUGGAAGCCUCCAUUGCUCAGCAUAGAGUACUUGAAGGUACUAAUAAUGGCCUGAAAGCUGAGCUUGAGGAAUACGGAAAGAGGAAUGAAAUGUGGGAUGCUAGUACUAGCGAAGAAAGAAGGAAGCAUGAUGAUUGUAUUGAGUCCCUAAAAUCUGACUUGGAAGCCUCAGUUGCUCAGAGUAGGAAGCUUCAAGAGACUAAUAAUGCUCUGAUGGCUGAGCUCGAGGAACAUAAGUUAAGAUUUGAAACGUGGGAAGCUAGCAUUUGCGAGGAAAGAAGAAAGCAUACUGAAAGUCUUGAUUGCCUGAACUCUAACUUAGAAGACUUCAUUGCUCAAAAUAGAAAACUCCAUGAGGCUAAUAAUGAACUUAAGGCAGAGCUUGAGGAAUGUAGAAAAAGAAACCAAAACUGCGAUGCUAGCAUAUGUGAGGAAAGGAGAAAGCAUGCUUCUGAGGUUGAAAUGCUCAAGAGUCUGUCGAUACUUUCUGGAGAAGAGAUUGAUGGGCUAAUACUUGUAAAUGAGGAACUGCAAGUGAAACUUCUGGUACUCGAAGGGAAAAUAGAAGAACAGAGUUCUCAGUUGACUUUGCUAGAACAGUGUAAUGAUGAAAUCGUUGUGAUGCAGAAGCAGUGUAAAGAGCUUACCGAGAAGCUCUCAGCACAAGUAAUGAAGACUGAAGAAUUUAAAAACUUGGCCACUCAUUUGAAGGAGCUCAAAGAUAGGGCUGAUGCUGAGGUUCUCCAGGCACGGGAAAAGAAAGAAACUGAUGGACAAACAUAUGCUGUACAAGACUCAUUGAGAAUUGCAUUUAUCAAGGAGCAGUAUGAAAGCAAGCUGCAAGAACUGAAACAACAGCUCUCCAUGUCAAAGAAGCAUAGUGAGGAAAUGCUCUGGAAAUUACAGGAUGCAGUUGAUGAAGUUGAAAGCAGAAAGAAAUCCGAAGCUUCUAAUCUGAAGAAAAUUGAAGAGCUGAGUAUGAAGAUCUUGGAACUGGAGUCUGAGUUACAAGCAGCAGUUUCUGAGAAGCGUGAGAAAUCGAUGGCUUUCGACUGUAUGAAGGCGGAGAUGGAAUGCUCAUUAAUAAGCCUUGAGUGCUGUAAAGAAGAAAAGCAAAAGCUUGAAGCUUCUUUGCUCAAAUGCAAUGAGGAGAAGACUAAAAUCGCUGCUGAACUCACACUAGCGAAUGAACUUCUUGAGAGUUCCAAAACACCUGGAAGGAUUCUGGAGAAGGAUGCUGAUCAAUCACAUAUGGAUUGCAUGCCCGAUGACCUGGUUGUAGGGACUCUACAUUCUGCAAAAUCACUAAAUCGUGAUGAAGCUGAUGCAUGCACAAAUCAUGGUCAUGAAGGUGCCCUUGCAAGUGGACUCAUAAGCGUGCAAUCUAAACAGGAUGUUCAGGCCUCUAAAGGCGAAAAUGGGAUACAAAACCUUGCACCUCUCGAUCGAGAUAUUGCUUUGCAUAGUGACAGAAAGGAUCUUGAUCUCCUCCGCGAGCAAUUCAAAGUACAAGUUUUAAAGUCAAGCAUGGACAAUUUAAGCAAAGAGUUGGAAAAGAUGAAAAAUGAGAACUGGCUUCUUUCUCAAGAUGAUCGUGUUGCUGAUCCAAAGUUUCCAGAAUUGCAAAGGGAAUUAAUGCGAUUAGAUAAGGCAAAUGAGGAAUUGAGCAGCAAAUUUCCUUCAUUCAAUGAGAUCUCUGGCGGCGGGAACGCUUUAGAAAGAGUACUCGCUUUAGAAAUUGAACUAGCUGAAGCAUUGCAGGCAAAGAAAAAAUCGAUGAUCCAAUUCCAAAGCUCUUUUUUAAAACAACACAGUGAUGAGGAAGCAAUAUUCAAGAGCUUUAGGGACAUCAAUGAGCUGAUCAAGGACAUGCUGGAGCUAAAGGGAAAGUACGCAGCUGUGGAAGGCGAGCUAAAAGAAAUGCAUGACCGCUACUCUCAAUUAAGCCUUCAAUUUGCCGAGGUUGAAGGAGAAAGACAGAAACUUAUGAUGACUCUGAAGUGUGUCCGGUCGUCCAGAAAGGCUGCUAAUUUGAAUCGCUCAUCGUCAGCGUCCGUAGGGGAAUGAUCCCUCCUCAUAGCCAAAGUGGAAGAGACCUCCAAUUUCCUUAUUCCUGGUCAUAUUCAAGGCGAACAUCUAACUGGCCAUGCUCCUACCUUGAUUUGCAAGAAUGGGUAGGUGCGCUAAUCGGCAACAAAUAACAUUAUACAGCCAAGGUGCUCGGAGUUUUGUGAGAUGGGUGUGGGACGUUGAGCUCUAAGCUGCCGCUGCCGCCACCACUCUUUGGUGUAUAUAAGUGCCUAUUGGUGGAUGAUACUGUAACUAUUAUCAGAGCACAUAGAUAUAGAUACUUGUGACAAUGAAACCUCUGAUCUUAUACAUCUGUAAUGGCCUUAUUUAUGUACAGUGAUCAAAUUCGUUCAUUGACAAAGUCGAUAUAUCUCCGAUUCUCCUGGU